AUGGAAGGUAAACCACAACAGCUGCAGCAGCAGCAACAACAAUGUGGGCAUCCAAAGCAUGAGGAAUACAUUUCUUCUAUUAAAGAGAUUGGUAAAAGGAAAGCGCCGUUGAAAAGAAAAUUAGUCAAAGUGCCGAAAAGAAUGUAUCAAGCUAUAGGAAUUAAAGAUGAUACGCUGAUUUGUAGUCGUUGCAUCGUACAAACAGAUAAAGAUCCUCAAUAUUUGAAUCAUCCAAAAUUCGUUAACCAGAGAGUUAAAACCCGUCAGAAUGUAGCUUCUAUGUUAAGGAUUGACAUGGUAGAUUACCCAAGAAAGGGAGAAGAGGAGGAAGAAGAAACAUUACCACCACCUGCCAAGAAAUUAAAGAAAAGUAGCAGUAGCAGUAAAUCGUCGAAAACUGAAGAGGUAGAAGAGAGCCAGAGAAAGGGAAAAGAGCGCAAGAAUGGUAAAGCUUCUAGCUCUGGUACCAAUUUGAAAACAUUUAAAUCAUCAAAAACGAACAAAAAUUCUUAA
Messenger RNA from Ambispora leptoticha, 513 nucleotides. The record is from the annotation of a GenBank genome assembly. Lineage: Eukaryota; Fungi; Glomeromycota; Glomeromycetes; Archaeosporales; Ambisporaceae.